AUAGUUUGAGCUGCCCUUGUCCGAUGCGGUAGCCCGAUUGAAUGCGGUUGAACGCAGCAACAUGGUUCAUUUACCGUUUGGUGCGGUUGAUUUUCUUACCUCAGGCGACAAGAUACCGGUAAUAUUGUUUAAGGGUCGCGUAGGCAGCUACACCGUUCGCAGUGAAAUCGAAUGUAAAGAUACUGAUUGAUUGUACGUACAUUGUUCUAAAGCAGGAGAUUGCGAGUAUCGGUUCUUUGCUAUCCACCAAUCAACUAAUCGAUACUAUAUAAACUGAGCUAUGCAAGUGUACUGAUAUCAGUCUUGCAACUACCAUUCUUCAAUCAAUAUGUUCAAAGUAACUCUCUUCGUUAUCGGCUGCCUGCUGGCUGCUGCAUCUGCCCGGUACCUGGGAGCAGAAGGUGGUUACUGGGACGGAUAUGCGGCAGAUCACCAUGAUUACUACUCGUAUCCAAAGUACAACUACGAGUACGGCGUCAAGGAUUAUCACACCGGAGAUCAUAAGAGCCAGUGGGAGCACCGUGAUGGAGAUGUUGUCAAGGGAGGCUACACUCUGGAUGAGGCCGAUGGUACGAAGCGUGUGGUUGAGUACUAUUCGGACAAACAUAAUGGUCUGACUGCUCAUGUCAAGAGAAUCGGCCACGCCUACCAUCCUCAGGUUUACGGAUAUCACGGUGGUUACUACCAAGGCUACGGUCACGGUCAUGGAGCAUACAGCUAUAACAACUUAAACCAGUAUCAUCACUAAACUCGAUUAUUGAUGUUGAACGGAUAGAUUUUUUUUAUGUUGACUAAUAGAAUUUUUAUUGCGAAAACACUGUUUAAAUAUAUUUGGUUUCUAAAAGCAAAAU
Messenger RNA from Aedes albopictus (Asian tiger mosquito), 851 nucleotides. RefSeq names its product cuticle protein 19. The coding region runs from base 329 to 748 and encodes 139 amino acids. Lineage: Eukaryota; Metazoa; Arthropoda; Insecta; Diptera; Culicidae. The transcript is spliced from 2 exons. The record is from RefSeq and is a predicted model, not a curated record. Gene Ontology annotation, cellular component: extracellular matrix.